This is a messenger RNA of Lacerta agilis (Sand lizard), 6205 nucleotides long. RefSeq names its product shroom family member 3 (gene SHROOM3). Lineage: Eukaryota; Metazoa; Chordata; Lepidosauria; Squamata; Lacertidae. The transcript is spliced from 11 exons. Gene Ontology annotation, cellular component: adherens junction; apical junction complex; cortical actin cytoskeleton. Gene Ontology annotation, biological process: actin filament organization. Gene Ontology annotation, molecular function: actin filament binding. The coding region runs from base 22 to 6135 and encodes 2037 amino acids. The record is from RefSeq and is a predicted model, not a curated record.
UGAAGGCUUGAGAAUAUAAACAUGAGGAUGCUGGACAAUAUAGACAGGACUAUUUUUUCUUCUUCAGAAGCAAACUUAACCCAUAAAGGAAGAUACAUUUAUUUAGCGGUUUUGCUACAAGGAGGUCCUCCGUGGGGAUUUACUUUGAAAGGUGGACUGGAGCAUGGGGAACCAUUAAUCAUCUCCAAGAUUGAAGAAGGAGGGAAAGCAGAUUUAUUGAACUCUCAGCUGCAGCCUGGAGAUGAAGUGGUGAACAUCAACGAGGUGGAGCUCAGCAGUUCCAGGCAGAAAGCCAUCUCCUUAGUGAAAGGCUCGUGCAAGAAAUUGAAACUGCUUGUCCGCAGGGAUACCUUUGCAGCAAAAGGACAUACUGAGAUUACAGCUUCCCGUUCCCUCAGCUCAGAGUGCCUCAGGUCUGACUGGCAAUACAGCAAAACCCCAUGGCCUGCUGGAGUUAAACUGCGCUUAAAGAACAGACGAAGCGACCCUGUGGGCCGACCGCACUCCUGGCAUUCUGCCAAGUUCAUAGAGAACCAGCCCGAUCUCAGUAUGAUGCAAAUAUCUCCUGGCAUGAUUGGCACUCCUUGGCAUCAAGCCUACCAUUCCAGUUCCUCCACAAGCGAUCUCUCCGGCUAUGAGCAUGGCUAUUUAAGAAGAAGUCCUGACCAGUACAGCUCUAGGGGAAGCAUGGAGAGUUUGGACCAUACCCCUGCGGGGUAUAGCCAUCACCCCUGCCACCUUUCGCCAGCCAAAUCCACCAAUAGUAUUGACCAGCUUGCCCAUCUCCACAACAAGAGGGAUUCCGCGUACAGCUCUUUCUCAACCAGCUCCAGCAUUCCCGAAUAUCUGGCGCCCACGUUCUGCAAGGAGAGGUCCUAUUCCAUGGAGAACGUACAUUCCCGGGGCAGACCGCAAGAAGGGGGAAUGAGGCAGGCUGACAUCAGGUACAUUAAAACUGUCUACAAUGCCCAGCGAGGCGUUUCGGAGGAAUACGAAGUGAAGUCCUCUGCUCUUUCUCCAAGCUAUGAGUCCCAGGCUAAAGGAUACGGCUACAGCAGGUUGCAUGGCUACAACAAGGGCCUACCGACUCGGAGCUCGUCUGACAGCGAUAGCCACUAUAUGAAGGGCGCCCCCAUGCCACCGACUCGUAGUGAUAGUUAUGCAGCAACCAGGCACCACGAGAGGCCCAGCUCCUGGUCUAGCCUUGAACACAGGAAGUCCAGUAGGACUCACCCCAAAAGUGCUUGGCCUCACCUAGGCCAGGGCACCCCUCCUCCAGGGCAUCUCCAGAAACCUGCAUUCCUAGAAGGACAGCUCCACACUGUGAUGGAGAAGAGCCCAGAGAGCAGUCCCACCAUGAAGCCCAAACAAGUUUACUCGCAGGCAGCUCAGCCAGGGCAGCCUUUGCUUCCUACUGGUGUUUACCCUGUCCCUUCUCCUGAGCCCCACUUUGCCCAGGUUCCUCACCCUUCCUCAAGCAACAGCGGGAUGCUUUACCCAGCGCUUGCCAAAGAGAGUGGGUACGCACACGCCCCUGCGCCUUCUCCAUCCUCGUACGAAAACGUUGCAGCCUGCAGGCAGCAUGCCGGCUUGGAUGAGAACGGAAACCAAAGCCCGCCGAACAAGGCUGCCAUCUUCUACCAGCCUGAGUACGCGCCAGGGAAGAAGCAGGAGGUGGAAGACGCAGCCGCAAAGUUCGUCUUGUACAGGAUGCAUCCUGAAGCCUACCCCGCAUGUCCCAGGCAGGAUGAGUCGGCACCGCCGCAUAUGACAACAGCUUCAAUCCAGGAAAGUGCAAGAAACGCCCAGCACUCGAACCACAGCUCUCAGGCACGCCUGCCUCACCCGAGGGAUGUGAUUGACAGCAAAGCCCUCUGCCACUCAAAGGGGUAUGGGGCAGGAGAGCAGAAGGAAGAUAAGAAUGCAAACCUGCAGAGAGAUCCCACAGCUCAAAACCAGUGGAACCCCAGUAAAGCCAAGCAGCACUCUUUUUCCUCCUUGCAAAACAUCCCGGAGAGCAGCAAGCUGCAGAACAGCUCGGAUCUGAAGGAGGUACCACAGUGCAAGAGCUACUCCGGUGCCAAGUGGCAUUUUGUGAAUUACAGCAGCCAAGCGGAGAAGAUGUGUCAGGGGCAGAUCCCUGGGCACUGGCAGGAUGGCGAGUGGCACAGCUUAGAAGGGUACCAGGACACCAUUGCCGGCGCAGAGCAUUUCCAUGGGGUGGAGCCAAAGUACAAGGAGCCCUCUUCUCCGAUGGCCCCUAAGAUGUCAGACUUAAAUAUUCACCAGCCGGGUUCUAGCAACCUCCAGAACUCUCAGUAUGGGCAACUGGACUCUCGGAAGGCCCGGUGCUCUGUCCUGGAGAAGGUCAGCAAGAUAGAGCAACGUGAACAAGGCGGCCAGUGGCUGCAGAGUCUCAGCCCAAACAGUUUCAGCCAGAAUUUCAGCUCAGGCAAGCCCAACCUCAACCAUGUUGAGGACAUCCGAAAGAGGCGGAACUCUCAAGAGCAUCUUCACUUGCUAGGAGAUCAUAGCCGUCUGGCCAGCGCAAGGAGCUCAGACCCGGCCGCAUAUAUGCAACGCCCAAGUGAGAGUGGGGCUGGCAGGCCAGAGAGGGCGAAUUGGCAUGGUGCAGAGCAGCAGAUGGAGGCAGCAAGUGCUGCUGUGGUGGUGCCAGGAUGGCACAGCAUCUAUCAUCAGGCCGGGACCUCUGAAAGCGAGCCACCGAAACCGGCUGGGCAGCUUCCACAAAGCAGAAGUGCUUUCCAGUUGUCGGAGGAACGUGAGAGAGAAAUGUUGUGGAAGGGCAGCACCCAGGACUCGAACAGCUCGCAGCUAGACCUCCCUUUUAGCAGGGCUUAUAGGAACAGCAUCAAAGAUGCCCAGUCAAAGGUUUUGAGGGCCACCUCCUUCAGCCGCAAGGACCUCAACAUCAGCCCUCAGUGUGGGAAGGAGCCCAGAAGGAGUGUGCAAAGGCCGGCAUCAGCACAUGUUGGGAUGAGGAGCAUGGCAGCGUCUCCCCAUACCCCAAAGGAGAGGCAUAGCAUCACACCGACAGAGACCAAGCUGGAUUAUCCCAACAAAGAGAGUCUUCCUGCACCUCUGCACGUGGCACGCAUUGGGGGCAGGAGGCGCCUGAACCCCGACCAGAAAAAGAAGUCUUACUCCGAGCCAGAGAAGAUGAACGAAGUGGGUGUGUCUGACAGUGAGCUGUCGCCUUUCUCCCACCAGAAGAAAGCCCUCCAGUUUGUUUUCCCAGAGAGUACGGUGGCUGACCGCCGCAAGAUAUUUGAGAGGGAGAACAAGGCGUGCUCCACCAUCAAUCUUUCCAAGCCGGAGCUGAAGCAGCUGCAGCAAAACGCGCUGGCAGAUUACAUUGAACGCAAAACUGGGAAGCGGCCCUCUUCUGCAUCCCAAGACUCCAGCUUCCUGCAGGAGGGCUCUCAGUCCUCUUACACGCAAACAGGUGCCCAAGAGGGGCAAUCUCUUUCAUCCUCAUCCAGCAUGAAUUCUCUCCAGGACCAGAGUCUUUGCCAUCGCUGGGAGUCCCUGGAGCCGGUCUCUAGAGCAGGGCGUGGCUUUGCCACUCUUCCUCCUGGGCUUACAGGCUGCUUCGAUCCCAGCGGACCUGAGGGCAGGAAGGUGACCAGCAGCUCCUUUCCCAGUUGGCUGAAAGCAGACCGGCGUCAGGAUUGCAGAGCUGACCCAGAGCUCACCAAAAGCACCCAGACAGAUCUUGACGUGUGCACCAAGCCAUGCCACCUUAAUAACCAGGUUCAGGAGAAGAGGUCGGCACCCACCAAGAAGCCUGGGAAGUCGGCCUCUGCAGAGGACUUGCUGGAGAGAUCAGAAAACCAGGCAGUUGCUGUGCACAUCCGAUCCAGGUCAUCUCCCACAGCGGAUAAAAUGUGCCAGGACAACCUGAUGGGAGAAAGCAGUGAGUUCAGCCAUUUUGUGAAAGAUCCUUUCUAUGUAGUAGCUGCUGGCACCAGAUCAUUUGGCAGCAAAGAAAGAAGUCAAAAGGAGAAAUCGGCGUUCACACAAUAUCGUCCCCACACUUGCCAUAGCAAUGAGAGUGUCAGCAGCUCGUUCAUACCGAAUGAGAGACAGAAAGCUCCAGAUCUCCUCAGGCACCUCAGCAGGACAUCAGCAUUUGCCUCACCUUCAGCAGAUAUGAAGGGUCAUUUUCUUGAACCUAAGCCGGGCGCCCGGCUCAUUACCCCUUCCAGAUUUGCCUGGUCGCCAUCUAACGGUGCUAACCCCAUGCCAGCUCCCUCAGAUUUCCAGGUUGCCGGUGAAAACCUAGUAACAAGAUGGCACCCCAGACCUGAGAGGGAUGACAUUGUUGAGGGCCAGGUUCCGGAAAGUUCCAACUGCCCACCUAAAGAGCCAGCGGAAGAAAUUACCUGGAGAUGGAAGUCAACGCUGCCUCUAAGGCACCUCCAGCCUACAAUUAAACGGAUCAAAGAUGACGGCUCCUCCAGAAGUGCCAUGCCUUUUCAGACAUCUGGGCAGAAGGCCUUCCAGAGGUGGCAAAGCCUUCCAUCUCAGAACAGCUCCUCUUCUGAGCCAGAGACUCCUUCUGGCCAAAGCAGGCUCUCCCUCCGCAUCUCAGAGUCCUGCCUGCAGGUGUCUCCUCAGGAAGAGGGUGAUGACGAUGUUUUCUUCCAGCCUCGUGUUUUGGAUGCCGCCUAUGAGCUUUCGCCCCCUCCGCCUCCACUCCCCGCUCAGAGCCCCAAUGCUGCUGAAAACUCCAUGGAAGAAUUCCCUCCUCCUCCUGCCGGCAUGCUGGAAGAGAACGAGCCAGCAGUCGGGAACGCUGCCAGCCCUGGAGAGGAGGGAUCUGCACCCAGAAACUUCAAAAGGUUUCCCAGGAACUUUGGUGAGAGAGAGGAAACGGGACCAAACGCCGCCUCCACUGCCAACGCCAAGAGCAGCCGGGCUGCUUCACCGCCCCCUGCCGGAACCUCAGGACCCAAAGCGAAUGGCGUCACGCCUUCCUCGGAAGCACAACAGCCGCCUCUGCCCGUUCAGGGCCUGCCUGGUGAAACUCUUGCCAGCCAGCCUCUCGUGCCUGUCAUCACCAGCAGGGAGCCCGAAAACGGUGUCCUCAGCCCCGAGAGUAACCCAGGGAAGAUGAAGACCCCGGAGGACAUCAAGGACGAGGCUUUGGCAAAGGAGAUCGUCCACAAGGACAAGUCGCUGGCCGACAUCCUGGAUCCCGACUCCAAGAUGAAGACCACCAUGGACUUGAUGGAAGGGAUAUUUCCCAGCGGGCCCAGGAUGCUUCGAGAGAACUCGAAGAGGAAAAUGAUGCAGAAAAGGCCCAACAGCUCUGGCAGUGGCUCUGUCCUGCCCAGUGAUAGCAAGAAAGAUGAGAAAGAAGCUUCUGCCUCAACGCUGGCCUCGUGCUCAGCUUACUACAACGUAUCAGUACCCAAAGCCGAACUCCUGAACAAAAUCAAGGACUUGCCAGAGGAAACAGGUGGCGAUGAAGAGCAGGCGGCAAUCAAUGAGAAAAAGGCUGAACUCAUUGAGAGCUUGUCCCACAAGCUGGAGACCCUGAAAGAAGCCAAGGAGAGCCUGCUGGCAGACAUCAAGCUCAACAAUGCCUUGGGAGAGGAAGUCGAAGCUUUAAUCAGUGGUCUAUGCAAGCCCAAUGAGUUUGAAAAAUACAGAAUGUUCAUCGGAGACCUGGAUAAGGUGGUCAAUCUCUUGCUUUCACUCUCAGGACGCCUCGCUCGGGUGGAGAAUGUUCUUAGCAGCCUCAGUGAGGAUGCGGAUAAUCAAGAACGGAGCUCUCUGAACGAGAAGCGGAAGAUGCUGGCUGGCCAGCACGAAGAUGCCCGCGAGCUGAAGGAGAACCUGGACCGGCGAGAGCACGUGGUCUUGGACAUCCUAUGCAAUUACCUCUCGGGGGAGCAGCUCCGAGACUACCAGCAUUUCGUGAAGAUGAAAUCUGGGCUGCUCAUAGAACAGCGCGAGCUGGACGACAAGAUCAAGCUAGGGCAGGAACAGCUCAAGUGCCUUCUGGAGAGCCUCCCCACGGACUUCGCGCUUAGCAGCAGAAAGGGAGCAGAGCCUCCAACAGCCUCCGGGACCAGCCGACCUCCAGCUCCAGCAUCUUCGCUCUGACCUUUCCAGACGCGGCUGCGUCAAACCUUUUCUUCUCAGAAUUAUUUAAUCAGAAACCUCUUUUAACUUU